This is a messenger RNA of Aphanomyces astaci, 1426 nucleotides long. RefSeq lists its product as hypothetical. Gene Ontology annotation, biological process: protein dephosphorylation. Lineage: Eukaryota; Oomycota; Saprolegniomycetes; Saprolegniales; Verrucalvaceae. The coding region runs from base 33 to 1358 and encodes 441 amino acids. The record is from RefSeq and is a predicted model, not a curated record. Gene Ontology annotation, molecular function: cation binding; protein serine/threonine phosphatase activity. The transcript has 3 exons.
CGCAAACUCACGUGCUCCAAUUCGUCCCACGUAUGGCUGCCGCUCAAGGAGGCGGCAGUCGCACGCCACCUAUGCCGCCAUUCGCGUCCAAGCGGACCAUGGGCCGCACCAACUCGACCAUCAUCGAUGGCGAUCUGCAAGCACAUGUCACAUCCCCCUCCAUGCUGUCGCCCUUGUGCAACGCCUUCGCGUAUAUUUCGUCCGUCAUUGGGGGCUUGUGGCGGCGGCGAUCCCUCGCCCGGCCAAUCUCCGUCGCACACCUCGCAUCGACGUCAUUAUCCCCUUCGCUGUCCCUUGCACACCCCUCCGACAUAGGGCAGACGUUUGUGGACCCGAUUUUGACGUUCGAUCCGGCGCACAGGCCACUGUUUGGCGCAGCGUCCAGCCGAGGUAUUCGGUCAUACAACGAAGACACGUUCCGCGUGAUCACAGACCUCGAGGCAUACGCAACGGCGCUGGUCACCCAGCAACGCACCAACCACCUCAAGAACCAAGAUGACGUCGACUCGUCCGGCACCAUGCGCACAGUACUCGACACCAUCAUCCGCGACAACACGAUAGACGCAGACGCGCCCCCGGCCCUCGCCGCAUGGACACUGCCGCCUUUGGACGUGGCGUGUGCAGCACGGGCGCCGUCUGUGCUCCUGGGGGGCACGAGUCAGUACUAUGGGGUGUACGACGGGCAUGCGGGGCGGCGUUGCUCGUAUGUGGUGUCGCAGGUACUGCCCAUGUGCGUAGCGGCCGCCGACGCGUUCAAGACUAACGUCGGCGACGCGCUCUUUGCAGCGUGUCUACAAAUGGACAAGCUGUUCUUAAACAUGGCGGCCACAAGGGGGUACCGGGACGGGUGUACGGCUAUCACCGUCGUGGUCCGCAAGGACGAAGUGACCAUCGCCAACAUUGGCGACUGCCGCGCAGUUUUGUGCUCGGAGGACCCAGUAACCAACCAAUCCAAGACCACGGCGCUGACUACGGACCAGAAGCCUAACUGCGCCGCGGAGAAGAUGCGGAUCGAAGCUGCCGGUGGCAUCGUGCUCAACAUCCGUGGCAUUCCUCGUGUCAAUGGCAUGCUGGCCGUGGCGAGGGCCUUUGGUGACCUACCACUAAAACGGUACAUCAUCGCAGAGCCUGAAGUGACGAGGUAUCAGCUCCAAGGUGUCGACGAGUACAUUGUGGUGGCAACCGACGGACUCUGGGACGUCUUUAGUAACGAUGCGGUGGGUUUGUUUAUAAGGACACAUGCGCAAAUGCCAUUGAACGAAAUGGCGGCGAAAAUGGCUAGUAUGGCCGUGGAAUUGGGUAGCACAGACAACGUCACCAUAGUGAUCAUAGAUGUUCGGAGAAAUCGAAGUCCGUGACAAUACUAGUAUAGUUUUAUCGAUCACCUUUUGAAUUCCGCCAUGGAAAUUAAUUUACAAAAGUCCAC